AUGACGGUGGGGGAGGUGGUGGCAGAAGGGUGUGAAGGUCAUAAUAAGAACAGGGUUACGGUACAGGAGCAGAUUCUUUGGCUGGAAGCCCAGAUCCUGCAGUCUUAGAAAAGUCCAUCAUCUCAGGGCUUUGACAAGGAGACUGGCGUUCACCUCACCCUGAAGGUGGUAAAGCCCAGUGGGGAGGAGAUGCCCUUGUUUCUGGUGGAAUUUAGUGAUAAGGGAGCAUUUCUGGGUGUGAAAUCCAGUACAACCCGAGUGGAAAAGAUGAUGCAAGCUGUGAUUAGCAUGAACCCUGACACCCCGAUUGUGACUUUUAAUGCAAAGAGGCUGGAAGAUGGGAAGAUCAUGGUAGACUGGCAUCAGACUACAGGAUUGCUCUUUCUGGCAAGGUAUUGCAUGGAGGGUUGA
Perognathus longimembris pacificus (Pacific pocket mouse) is the source of this 411-nucleotide messenger RNA. RefSeq names its product ubiquitin D (gene Ubd). The record is from RefSeq and is a predicted model, not a curated record. Gene Ontology annotation, biological process: response to type II interferon; ubiquitin-dependent protein catabolic process; protein ubiquitination. NCBI's taxonomy places the organism in Eukaryota, Metazoa, Chordata, Mammalia, Rodentia, Heteromyidae. Gene Ontology annotation, cellular component: nucleus. Gene Ontology annotation, molecular function: proteasome binding.